Cyclopterus lumpus (lumpfish) is the source of this 2902-nucleotide messenger RNA. It is a transcript of the gene pdzk1, whose product is annotated as PDZ domain containing 1. The coding region runs from base 307 to 1839 and encodes 510 amino acids. Gene Ontology annotation, biological process: protein localization to plasma membrane. The transcript is spliced from 8 exons. Gene Ontology annotation, cellular component: apical plasma membrane. The record is from RefSeq and is a predicted model, not a curated record. Lineage: Eukaryota; Metazoa; Chordata; Actinopteri; Perciformes; Cyclopteridae. Gene Ontology annotation, molecular function: protein binding; protein-membrane adaptor activity.
AAAAAAUGAAUGAUUACCUGCAUCUGAAGCUCUGCUCGGCCUUACGGAGCCACAGUUUCAAUUCAUCGUCUGGCUGUAAGGGCCCCGACUUUACUGUUCUGGUUCCCUUUCACCGCUCUCACAGUGUCGAGUCCGGAUGCAGCAGUCAGCUGUCAACGUCAUGUUCACGGCUUGUUUACGCUGUCCCCGAGUGAUCAAGAAAAUCAUGAAUUGUAGCUUCGAAGGUGGACUGUUUUGUUUGUAUCACCAAUUCUCAGUGCGCUGCGCAGCACGGGCAUGGUCUGGUGAUCUUUCCACCAACAGGACAUGGCCGGGUACAAGCCCAGGGUGAUUUCUCUAACCAAGAGGCCGGGCGAUUCCUUCGGCUUCUACUUGAGGGUGGAGCGUGGUGUGGACGGUCACCUGAUCCGCUGCCUGGAAAUGGGAGGUCCAGCUGAACUGGCUGGCAUGAAAGAUGGAGACCGCAUCCUGCGGGUCAAUGGGACAUUUGUUGAUGGACUGCCCCAUUCAGAGGUGGUGGACAUGGUCAAAAACAGUGGAGUAUCAGUCACAUUUCACACCCUGGAAGAAGCUCCCUACGCACAAGCCAAAGCAAAGGGGGUGAACCUGUCCGACCCUCAGAGCGCACCGGUGGCCAACGGAGGGCCCGAACAGGCUCUCUACCCCAAACUGUGCUACCUGGUUAAGCUCAGCUCAGGCUACGGGUUUUCCAUUCGCUCAGUCAUAGGUGAGCAGGGUCUGUUCAUGACAGAGGUGGUCCCAGGAGGAGUGGCUGACAGGGCAGGGGUCAGUGUCAACGACCGCCUGCUGGAGAUCAACGGGGAGAACGUAGAAGGCUCCACACACGAUCAGGUAGUGGACACCAUCAAACUGGCGGGCGGCAGCAUCAUGUUCCUGCUGGUUGACGAGGAAACAGACCGGCACUACCAGAACAAACAUACGAAGAUAGGAGCGAGGUUAGCCACUGCCAAGUAUCUCCCACACAAGCCACGCGUCAUCGACAUGACCAAAGGACCCGAUGGCUAUGGCUUCCUCCUCAAGGAGAUGACCCAAAUAGGCCACAUCACCAAGGACAUAGACAGAGGCAGCCCAGCAGAAAGAGCCGGUCUGAAGGAAAUGGACAGACUCGUAGCCGUGGACGGGAAGGAGGUGGACAGCUUCAGCCAUGAGCAGGUGGUGGACAAGAUCAAGCAGAGUGGGAACCAAUGCCGCCUCCUAGUGGUGGACAAAGACACGGACCAAAUGUAUAAGCAGGGCAACGUGUCUCCUAUGGUCUUCUUGGAAGGGAUGAACUUGGAUGACUCCAACUCACCGCCCAGUUACAGAGAGGCCCUCAAUUUACCUGCUCGUGUCCAACCAUCCACACCUGUUCAGAGUAGAAAGGAGGAGCUCAAGCCCAAACUGUGUAAGAUGGAAAAGGCCUCAACUGGCUAUGGCUUUCACCUAAAUGGCAUCAUGGGGGUGUCCGGGCAUUACAUCAAGGAGGUGGUGAAAAGUGGAGCGGCUGACAGGGCGGGUCUGGAGGAGGACGACAUCGUGGUGGAGGUCAACGGGGUGAAUGCGGAGCAGAGCAGCCACGAGGAGGUGGUGGAGAUGAUCCGCAGCGGCGGCGGCUCUCUGGAGAUGCUGGUGGCUAACCAAAGCGUCUAUGACCAGCUCAGAGCUCAAGGAGUGACCAUCACGCGCCUGCUCCUCGGGGGGACAUCUUAUGCUCAGGUGCACACUGCAGACACUCGGGAGGAAGAGGAGAGACGCGAGGCCAGACCUGAAACCCCAGCUGAACCAGCAAGAGAGCGGACCAUAUCUUCAUCUUCUGACAGUUUCGAUGAGAGUUUCUGAAAAAUCACUGAAAGCACCGGCUCUCCGAUUUGGCCUUUGUCAAUAUUGUUGAUCCACCAUUUUCUAAACAAUCAGCUCUCAAGGCUUCACACGUGCAAUCAACAGACAAGAAAUGCAGAAAGAAGGACAGUCAAGACUUAUGAAAGAAAACUUUGGCAGGAUAUUUGCACAAUUAAAGGACUGAUAACACCUUUUCGGGAAUAAUUUUGUCUUCCUCUGAUGAAAAUAGUAUCUGCUUGUAGAACAUGGAUCUGACUAAUAUAAAAUAUCUACCACGGCUUAUAAGCAUAUAACACUAUUAUAGUUUCCAGUCAAUACUGUGGCCUUUCAUUAGAAAAAAAGGGAGCAAAUAUAACGUUUAGAGAUUCCUGAUCGUGUUUUCUUUGGCUGCCGAUAAUGAUUGAUGAUCAUUGAUGAUCCAUAUUGUUGUUUGAUUAUAGCAGCUGGUCGACAAGGCUCCCAAAAAAGUUAUCCUUUUACUUUACGUAGAGUGUUUUCCCUCAUAAAAAAAACCCCACACAAUUCAAAUGAUACGGGAAUAAAAGAUAGUAUUUAAUAAUAAUAACAAUAAAAAUAACAGUAGUUUGAUUGACUAGCUGUGAGCUAGUGUAAACAUCUCAUAACUCCUCUCUCAUAUGUCUAAUUUGUGUUUAUUCAAGUUUCUCACCAACACCACAUUUUAUGAGAUUACAUGUGAACAUGAUAACGUUAUAAUUUACCUUCCUGUAACAGAGCCUGAACGCAUCAUAAUGUAACUGAACGAACCUUCCUCUGUUGUCCACGAGCCACUUUAGCUCUCGUGUCGAUUUAAACAGAUUGAUUGUUCACAAUGUAACGUUAGCAGAAAUAUGCGACCAGAAAAGCAUAAAUGCCUAUGUCCUGAUCAUAUAUUUUACUGAUUAUUGGUGGAUGAUUGUCAGUAACACUUUAUCUCUCACUGAUGGUUAAACUGUGUAAUUAAUCCGCGGUUCACCUGCUCGUCGAAGGGCGAGGGGUAGUCCGUACUGAUCCAUUACAACACUGCCGUUCAUGUAUUUAUUUGUCUCUCUCGGCUUCCUAUAUU